Molecule: messenger RNA, 2750 nt
Organism: Spodoptera exigua (beet armyworm)
Lineage: Eukaryota; Metazoa; Arthropoda; Insecta; Lepidoptera; Noctuidae
Source: the annotation of a GenBank genome assembly
GUACGUCACUUCGCGGAGUUCGCGGUCGCUCGCCGUCCGUGCCGCGCUUGACGUCAUCAAAAUAAACUCCGGGAAAUGUAUUCACAAUAAAAAUACGGUGAAAAUAAACGAGUCAGCGAAGUUAAUUGUCUAAAUAAAACGCUUUGAUUGUUUGUUGUGCACUGUGGAGUGAUGAAACCGGUUUUAGUGUGUUUCGAAACUGAGAAAAGUCUUUGAUCACGGUUUUACGACGUAUUAUUGUGAAGUUACGAGUGUAAUACUGUGUUGAUGUGUUUGUUGCUGGGUGCCCUGUAGUGCCCACGGUGUCCACGGUGUCCACGCGGCCAGCUGUGGGCCGCGCGACAAGUAAAUAAAUAGUGUAAAGAGUUCGAGUGUGCAUCUGAGAUGACCUACAUACAAUAGACGACACAAGAUGUAAGCAGUAAACAACGCCAUCUAUCGAGAUGAAGAUACAAAUACAAUUCAGCGCCAUCUAGUGUCAUGAAGAUACAAACGGUGGCAGGGAGGGCGGUGGUGUGCGAGGAGCCGCCCCGCUCCACCGCGUACUACUACGCGGACCUCGAGCGACUGAAACGCAACGAGCCCGCGCCCGCGCAGUCUCCGCCCACAGCGCUCAGUGAAUAUGUCGCAGCUUGUGAAGUAGCUGACGAUGGUGCCGUACGGGAAGUACCACCGCUCCGUGAUAGAGGGCGCCAGCAUAGUCUCCCUGAAUACUCCCGCAAAGAGGACACGUAUUCCACAGCGGGCACGUUUCCAAUGCCCGAGCCGAAGGAAAAAGAACCGUUAUUAGCGGAACUCGAAGUUGUGGGCAGAUUGCCGCUGUCGCAACUAGAUAGCGCUAGUGGCGUGCGCCGUAGUCGCAGCUGGUAUCUGUGCUGCCCCAACGUGCCUGAUGAGGAAAUCUCUCGCGAGUCAUCGUGGCGCUACUCCAGCUUGCGGCCGGUGACCGCGCCACCCGCGCCCAACAACUCUGCGCCGCAUACGCUCACUAUGACGGUGGCGGGACAAAGCUCGGGUCGCGAGGACGUGGCGUCGCUGCGCGCGGAACGUGACGCGCUAGCGCGAGCACUAGCGGCAGAGCGACAGCGCGCGGCGACGGCGGCCCGGGCGCACGACGCGCGACUUGCUGAGCUGCACGGCGUCAUCGCCGAGCUGGUGCGACGUCGCGCGCACGACAAACACGCGCGCGCCAUACCCGAGGAGGAUGUCUCAGACGAGUGCGAGUCGACGACACAGCCGGCGGGCGAGCUGGACAAUGACGCGGACCACUCGCGGACAGACCAAAACGACACAUCAUCAGCUCUAAGCCCAGAGCUGCCAACUCCUCAGGAGUCAAAAGUAGAGAACACGAUACCAGCCAACUUCGAGGAGCUCCCCACCGAUACAGAGACGAGCGCACACGAGAUCAAGGCGGAUUGUCCACGCGUGGAGGUGACGACGCCCUCCCUGGCGGAGCAGUGCGACACCAGCCUCAACCUCUCCGAGAGGGACUCCGACCUCUGUCUCAGCACAGCGCGAUGUUGUGACAACGUGGGCGAGUCCGACACUCUCGCGGGCGGGGCCAGCGGGGAGGGGGGCGGGGCCAGCGAGGGGGCGGGGGGCAGCUGCGAGCGAGAGAGAGGAUCUCCCGACUCACCUCGCCUGUACACUCCUUGCACCGGUCGGUGCGAGGCGCGCCAAGCUAAAAUGGCUUCCCGUGUGAAGCUACGGAAGACUGAGGAGUCAGACUCCAGCAGCCCACAGCAUGACGACUGGUGGAGUGCGGACAGACUGUCGGUCGAUGUAUGUGCACACGCUGACCUCAGGGAGGCAUUGCUCGCCGCGCAGGAACAGGAAGGCUGUCCGUGGGCGGGACGUUGCGCGCGACUUCGCGCGGAGCGGCGCGUCCUGCAGUGCGCGUUGGCGCGCGCCGCCGACACCGCGCACAGGUUGUACUGCGCGUGCGCCGUGGCGGAGUCGACGUCGGUGUCGCUAUGCGGCGCGCUGCGGGCCGCCGACCGCGCGCUGGAGACGUACGACGUCCUGCUCGCGCUCGCAGAGACCGCCGCCGCCACGCAGUCGCAGCAGCGCGCCGCGACGGAGCAAGUAGCGCUCCAGCUGCUGGCGCGGCUGGAGUCGGAGCCCGGGGCGGUGGGGCAGCCCCUGCUGUCGCCGGGCCCCUGGCUGCAGCAGCUGCAGGCGCCGGCGCCCGCCGCGCGCUGGGGGCCGCACUGCGAGGCCAGGCUCCGGGCUCACGCCGCCAGGCUCAAGGCGGACACGGUGUCCCUGCGCGCCACGCAGCCGGGCCCGAAGCUGUUCUCGUACCACGACGUGGACGACGCCGAGCUGGCCGCCGCGGGCCGCGGCUGCAGCGCCAGGGAGAUGGAGGACGCCGUCGCGCUGCACGACGCCUUGCAGGCGCUGCACGCGGGGCAUAAGACCUCCUCCUCCCGCCGCAGCCGGAGGUCGCGGCCGCGGCACUGGCUCGACGCGCAGGCCUCCGAGACGGACCUCUGAGGACGACAUAAGGAAUCGACUGUAGCACUGUGACUCUCGCCCUUAUUGCUAUACUACUAAGACUCGUUAUUCUUCAUCUACAUCAUCUCUAUGUAACGUGUAGUGCUCCGCUGUGUCCACAGAUGGCAGCACAGAUAAUGUACGGUCUCUCAUGCAGAGCUCGGAUGCUGCGAGGUGGACCAGGGGAUAUACAUUCUGUGUUUGUGUGUGGGAGAGCCAUGCUCCGGCGUGAUAUCACGGUCUCACAGACAACC